Molecule: messenger RNA, 1011 nt
Organism: Camellia sinensis
Lineage: Eukaryota; Viridiplantae; Streptophyta; Magnoliopsida; Ericales; Theaceae
Source: RefSeq, a predicted model, not a curated record
AUGGGACAUUUUGAUGUUGUUUUGGGUAUGGAUUGGCUAGCUAAAUAUCAUGCAACAAUUGGUUGUGCCUUGAAACGAGUAAUAUUCCGACCUCCCAGGCAAGAGGAAUUUUAUUUUGAGGGAAAAGGGGUAGUCUCACCACCAUACCUUAUAUCUGCCAUGAAAGCUCAAAAACUAAUGAAUAAGGGUUGUCAAGGGUAUUUGUGUAGUGUGAUAACCGAACCAACGGUAGACACUACUUUAGACAAUAUACCGGUGGUGAGAGAUUUUCCCGAUGUGUUUCCAGAUGAUUUACCUGGCCAACUUGUUGAUAGAGAAAUCAAAUUCACAAUUGAUGUAAUACCAGGAACUCAACCAAUUUCUAAAACUCCCUACCGUAUGUCUACCACUGAAAUAAAAGAAUUAAAAAUUCAGUUGCAGAAAUUGCUAGAUAAAAGGUUUAUCAGACCAAGUACAUCCACAUGGGGCACACCGGUACUUUUCAUUAAAAAGAAUGACGGCACUCUCCGAUUGUGCAUUGAUUAUCGAGAGCUCAACAAGAUUAACUAUCAUCUGAGCAAAGCUAAUACUGUAGCUGAUGCACUUAGUAGAAAGAAUGUGGGGAAUCUUGCAUGUUUACUCAUAGGUCAAAGAGAGCUAUUGCUGGAGUUUGAAAAACUCGAAAUUGAAGUGGUGCCUUUUGAACCAAAUGGCUUGAUAGCCGCCAUAUUUGCCCAACCCGUUAUUAUUGAAGAACUUAAACAGAAACAGUUGGAUGAUGAGUUUUUGAAGAAAAUUUGUGAUGAGCUUGACACCAAGCCUAAACUAGGGUUCAUAAUUGAAGGCUCCGUGUUGAAAUAUCAGGGGAGAUUGUGUGAUCCAAAUGAUGUGGAUUUGAAAAGGAAAAUUUUGGAAGAAGCUCACAAGUCCAUGUUUACUAUGCAUCCAGGAAAUACCAAAAUGUACCAAGACCUCAAAGUUAGUGUAUUAGUGGCCCAACAUGAAAAGGGAAAUUGCCGACUUCAACUCUAA